CGCUUUACGUCAUAACAACAACAACAAUAACAUCCGGUCCGCCCACCAUCUUGAGAUGAUUCGCAACAAGAUACGACUGCCCAAAUCUGGCAGAUUUUGCACAAAGACAGCUCAGGGUAGAUUGCUGACUAGUCGAAAUAUAACAAGUACGACUUCAAGAUCAGUAUACCCUAACCAUGAAAAUGAACAUACCUAUGCAAGGGCAGAACCCCUACAACCUAGCAUACUACAGCCCAACAUUAAUGAUGUUUGGACAGAGGAGACAGUUUGCGAUUCUACUGAGAAUAAAAGCAUGCUCACACCAUUGGAAGAUUGCAGAUUCGUGGUCGACUUUGCAUAUUUGGCCACACAAAUGGUCUGCAGGAAGUGUAAUUGCAGGUUAUAUCUUCAAAAUGCUCUAGGCAUCAUGAAGGCUGGCCUAGGGGGAUGGUUGCACAUAAGAUGUGUAUGUGGGGAGGUGAAGAAGGCAGCCUUGUCAAAAAUGCAUGAAACCAAGACAAUAAGUUCCAGAGGGAGAAAGGUGUUCGAUGUCAACACAAAACUAGCAUCAGCCAUGAUUCACAGUGGAUUGGGGGCUUACAAAACUAGGGACAUCCUUGCAAUACUGAAUUUGCCUGCAGUUUGUAACACAACCCUAACCACAAGACAGACUGAGAUAGGGGAAGCCAUGGUGAAGGUGGCAGAUCACUCUAUGGCAAAUGCUGUGCAGGAGGAGGCCAGACUCUCCAGUGCUGCAGGUAACCGUUGCUUCCUAAAAUUAACACUGGAUGCUCUGCAUCUCGUGCAAAUUGUGGAGAGCAACAUAUUCAAGGAAUGGUCAUUCCACAUUGCACUGAGCCCAGGGCCUAAUUAG
This is a messenger RNA of Owenia fusiformis, 853 nucleotides long. The record is from the annotation of a GenBank genome assembly. NCBI's taxonomy places the organism in Eukaryota, Metazoa, Annelida, Polychaeta, Sabellida, Oweniidae.